GAAAACUAGUUGACUUUAGACUAUAUUUACCCAGAGUUUUGAAAAAAAAGUUUCGACGAAGAAUCUAAAUUCUCCUAACCAUGCUCACUGACCUACGGACUAGGUUCAAAGUACUACUUUCGGUAACCUUGAAUGUUCGAAGCAACUAAGCUAUAAAAAAUAUCAAUUAACAAAUUUCAUCAUUUAAAAGGUGGGACUGACUUUGAUCGCAGAAAGGAGCUUUUACUGCAAAAGGUUCAAAUCAUGGCACCUUGUGAUUCCAAAGAAACCACUCAACAAGAGAACCAGGCUUCCACUCCUGGCAAAAAUGACCAACAGCCAGAGAAAAAGCCAUUCAAACGACAGAUUUUCUGGACUAACGUCGCAUUCAUGAUUUCCCUGCACUCGAUGGCACUCUAUGGCAUUGUUCUCUUUCCAAGACUUAAAAUCCUGACGAUGUUGUGGGUGAUUAUGUGUCAUACUAUGGGCAUUUUAGGCAUCACUAUGGGAGCUCAUAGACUAUGGUCUCAUCGUUCCUACAAGGCUAAGUGGCCACUUAGAUUGAUUCUCGUGAUAUUUACUAGUAUUGCUGCACAGAAUGACAUCUUUCAGUGGUGCCGAGAUCACCGUGUCCAUCACAAAUGCUCUGAGACUGACGGCGACCCGCACAAUGCUAAAAGAGGGUUGUUUUUUUCACAUAUUGGCUGGUUGCUUCAACGAAAGCAUCCUGAUGUCAUCACCAAAGGAAAACGAAUUGAUUUGAGUGAUCUAUAUGCUGAUGAAAUGGUCAUGUUUCAAAGAAGACAUUACAGAUUAAUAUCGCUGAUAGCAUGUGUGGUAAUCCCUACAAUUGUACCCUACCUUUGGAGGGAGAGUCUAUGGCUGUCCUACUUCACUGCUUUUGCUUUAAGAUACGUCUUCACUCUCAACGUCACGUUUUGCGUCAAUAGCUUUGCUCAUAUGUUUGGCAACAAACCCUAUGACGUCAACAUCAAUCCUUCCGAAAACAUGUUGGUAAGCGCAUUAACUAACGGUGAAGGUUUCCACAACUAUCAUCACACAUUCCCACAGGAUUACGCAACCAGUGAGUUUGGUACAAAAGGAAAUUUUACCACACGAGUGAUCAAUUUUUGUGCUCGAAUUGGCUGGGUGUACGACAUGAAGGUCACACCAAGAGAGGUCAUAGUAAAGAGAAUGAUGAGGACUGGAGAGCUAAGGCACACUAAAUCAGACUGACCAGAACAAUAACUUCUGUUCUUAGGUAAAAAACUAAGUAAAAUUUAAAUAUUUUGCUUGUCCAAAUUAUCAUGAAAAAUCUUUAUUGAUUCUAGUAACUUUUUGUAAUUUUUUUCCCAUUUCAAAAUGUGUGUCAUUCCCAAGAGUAUCAUU
Messenger RNA from Actinia tenebrosa (Australian red waratah sea anemone), 1368 nucleotides. RefSeq names its product stearoyl-CoA desaturase 5-like. Gene Ontology annotation, molecular function: iron ion binding; stearoyl-CoA 9-desaturase activity. Gene Ontology annotation, biological process: unsaturated fatty acid biosynthetic process. The record is from RefSeq and is a predicted model, not a curated record. Gene Ontology annotation, cellular component: endoplasmic reticulum membrane. NCBI's taxonomy places the organism in Eukaryota, Metazoa, Cnidaria, Anthozoa, Actiniaria, Actiniidae.